UAGCUGCGCUCCAUCCUUCCUCCUCCACUGACUCAGGCGCCAAACUGUUGUGCACGACUCACUGUCAGACUGUAGUGACCUCAGUGCACUGCUGUGAAGGAGAUUUACCUAUUUUAUUAAGUUCCGUGUGUUUUUGGCUCGUCAUUUUGUCACAUUGUCCAGUGGAAUAGAAAUAGUGUCGGUGUGCGUCAAGAGGUGAUGAACGGAUAGCCUUUGAUUACUUCUGGAGUGAACUUGUAUUGCGUGUUCAUGCGGGGACAGUCCAUAUCUAUUUUCGGACGAUGGCAAAGGCAUUCUCCGUCAUGACUUUACAUCUCGUAGGCAUUAUUAUGGGAGUCAGCAGUGUGAUUGGUAAGAUGAAACAGAAAGAAUAUUGGUCAAAUUGAUUCAGUUUAAUAUGUCCUGAAAAAAUCUAACGGCUACCUUAAUGUGUUUCAAUUGUGGUUUAUUAUAAGUUUACUAACACUAACAACUGUAUUUAGAUGUUUAUUAGAAUGACUUAAAAUCAUUUUAAUGAUUUUUUGUUAGGUAUAAAAGUCUAAAAUCUCAAAUGUUCUAUCUCACUAGGGCAGUAGACAAUAUAAUAGAACAUAGUUGAAUGAUUGAUCAUCAAUUAGUAGAAGUUGUGUAAUAAUUGGUAACAUCCACCAGUGCACAUGCCAGGUAUAAAAUGUGAUGCAUUAGAUCAUUGCAAUGUGUUCUCUUGUGAUUCUCUUGUACAAUUCCUCUUGGCCCCACAUUCUGUUGUGGCUCUCAUUCCCCCUGGCCCUUGGACCUCAAUCCGUUUAAUAAUCCAUUCUGAUUGGAAAUCACUUCUCUUGAGGCAGUUUAGCAAAUUAAGUAAGGGCUAAAUAUUCCACAUUUCACCAUGUAGCAUACAUGUCCAGGCCCUCACUGGCUGGAGGGCUGUAUCCUCUAGAACAGGAACCCCACCUUAGGUGACAUAGAGCUGGCCUAUUGAGCCUGACCCAGCCCAUCUGCCUCGGCUUCCUGUUUUGACACAGCUCCACUUCGCAAUUUGCUGCAGAAUAGCCCCAGAGUUAAUAGAGUCCAUGCCAUGGGUGCAAAACAUUUCUCCUGUCUGUGGUUUCCACUGUUGGGAUGAUUCAAUAAACUGUAUUUUAUAAUUGACUUAUGGACAUAUUAUUUUGUGUUCUGGCUAUCAACAUUCUAGUUGCAGAGAAUAAACUAUUAUGUUUGAGGAAUCUGGCAUCACCCUACCAGAGUGCAACACUAUACAUGGAUUCUGGGAUUUGAUAGGAGAGCAAUAACCAUAGUUGGAACCAUUGACCAUCUGAUUUCAUGUUCAGCCGUCACUCCCACUCAACACAUUUCUAUACACAUGAUUUAAGGUUGAUUUGACAUGACAGUAAGCAGUCGCAUAUUGAUCUCCACUGUGUGGUAAUGCUGACUGAACUGUUGAGAUAAGCCAAUCAUCAGGGUGAUUGACUGGCUGUUUCCCCUCUAUUCCUACAGCGUUAGAACUCCGGUUCAUGCCUGAACCCCCAACACUGAGCAUCCAGGACAAGGUCCUCAGGAUCAACACAUCAGACUCGUUGGACAUCACCUGCAGGUAAGACAUACUGGAACCUGAUUGGCCUCUCUCCCACAGAAGCCUCCAUACAAGUCAUCCAUCCAUCCAAAUGUUCCCCUACUAACGAUCAUCAUUGUCACUCCGUUCUUUGGUUCUACAGUGGCCGUCAGUACCUGGAAUGGACCACAUCCUAUAAUCGCAUCCGUGCCGGCAGUCGUCUCUCCACUGUAGACUGCAGUGGGUCAGGAUUCUUCUGCACCACAUUACACAUUUCCUCGGCCACUGUCAAUGAGACUGGAGAGUAUCGGUGCUCCUAUAGAGACCUGGCUGUGAAGGAUAGCAAAACCUCUGUGGCCGUUUAUGUCCAUGUGCAAGGUGUGCAUCAUCAUUACCUCACUCUACCUGAUCUGUUACAGUGCCUUCGGAAAAUAUUCAGACCUUUUCCACAUUUUGUUAUGUUACAGCAUUAUUCUAAAAUUGAUUAAAUUGUUUUUUUCCAUCAUCAAUCUACACACAAUACCCCAUAAUGACAAAGCAAAAACAGGUUUUUAGAAAUGUAUGCUAAUUUAUUACAAUGGGAAUAUCACAUUUACAUAAGUAUUCAGACCCUUUACUCAGUACUUUGUUGAAGCACCUUUGGCAGCGAUUACAGUAUUGAGUCUUCUUGGGAAUGACGCUACAAGCUUGGCACAUCUGUAUUUGGGGAGUUUCUCCCAUUCUUCUCUGCAGAUCCUGCAGAUCCUCUCAAGCUCUGUCAGGUUGGAUGGUGAUUGUCGCUGCACAGCUAUUUUCAGGUCUCUCCAGAGAUGUUCGAUCAGGUUCAAGUCCGGGCUCUGGCUGGGCCACUCAAGGACAUUCAGAGACUUGUCCCGAAGCCACUCCUGCGUUUUCUUGGCUGUGUGCUUAGGGUCGUUGUCCAGUUGGAAGGUGAACCUUCGCCCCAUUCUGAGUUCCUGAGCGCUCUGGAGCAGGUUUUCAUCAAGGAUCUCUCUGUACUUUGCUCUGUUCAUCUUUCCCUCGAUCCUGACUAGUCUCCCAGUCCCUGCCGCUGAAAAACAUCCCCACAGCAUGAUGUUGCCACCACCAUGCUUCACCGUAGGUUUCUUCCAGACUUGGCACUUGUCAUUCAGGCCAAAUACUUUAAUCUUGGUUUCAUCAGACCAGAUAAUCUUGUUUACCAUGGUCUGAGAGUCUUUAGGCGCCUUUUGGCAAACUCCAAGCAGGCUGUCAUGUGCCUUUUACCGUCUGGCCACUCUACCAUAAAGGCCUGAUUGGUGGAGUGCUGCAGAGAUGGUUGUCCUUCUGGAAGGUUCUCCCAUCUCCACAGAGAAGCUCUAGAGCUCUGUCAGAGUGACCAUAUGGUUCUUGGUCACCUCCCUGACCAAGGCCCUUCUCCCCUGAUUGCUCAGUUUGGCAGGGCGGCCAGCUCUAGGAAGAGUCUUGGUGGUUCCAAACUUCUUCCAUUUAAGAAUGAUGGAGGCCGCUGUGUUCUUGGGGACCUUCAAUGCUGCAGACAUUUUUUGGUACCCUUCCCCAGAUCUGUGCCUCGACACAAUCCUGUCUCGGAGCUCUACGGACAAUUCCUUCGACCUCAUGGUUUGGUUUUUGCUCUGAGAUGCACUGUCAACUGUGGGACCUUAUAUAGACACGUGUGUGCCUUACCAAUCAUGUCCUGUCAAUUUGAUUUACCACAGGUGGACUCCAAGUUGUAGAAACAUCUCAAGGAUGAUCAAUGGAAACAGGAUGCACCUGAGCUCAAUUUCGAGUCUCAUAGCAAAGGGUCUGAAUACUUAUGUAAAUAAGGUAUUUCUGUUUUUAAUAUAUCAUACAUUUGCAAACAUUUCUAAAAACCUGUUUUCGCGUUUUCAUUAUGGGGUAUUGUGUGUAGAUUGCUGAGGACAUUUAAAAAAAGAAUCAAUUUUAUAAUAAGGCUGUAACGUAACAAAACGUGGAAAAAGUCAAGGGGUCUGAAUACUUUCCGAAGGCACUGUAUAUGUACAGUAUGAAUUACAUACUGUAUGUUGUUGGCUCUUAUUAUGUCUUAAAACAUCUUUAUGUAUUUGUGUUUUAUUUCAGACUUUAAAGUGCCAUUUGUGCCCUCUGACAAGGACUAUGAGGUUGUGUUUAUCAGUGAGGGAGUGCAGGUCAUCAUCCCAUGCCGAGGGUCUGUGGAAGAUCUCAACGUCACGCUACAUACCGUAAGGACAGAUCCACUGACUUUAUUGUCCUUUUGGGGGGACAUUUAAGGCAUACUUGUUAUAUUUAAAAGACAUUAAAACACAGAACAGUAUUACAGUAUGGGAUACAUGCAAUAGAUUCUGUUCAGAAUGGAGUAAAAUUUCCUGAAGUUAUUCUAUUGUGUCUUAUUUUGUCUAAAGUUGACAACUAAGCCUUCUUCACUUCCAACCCACCUUUCCUCUAGUCUAUCUGCAUAAUGUAGCAAACAAAGCCAGUUGGUAAAGGCCUUGCUCUCUCAGGUAUGUUUUGUUAGACUGCAGGCUAUGUGAGUGGCAGAUAAUGUCAUCGCGGAUUCUGAAUAGAGUCUGUUGCAUUGUUUCCAUGUCAGAUCAGGGGAACAAUAAACUGAGUUUCCAUUUCCUGUCUGGGUUGUCCCCACCUCUUCUCCUGGACAGAUCAGUCAAUAUCUGAUCUCUGGGACCUCAUAUAUGGCCUGUAAGGUUCAUUGGACAUUUCACUGAAAAUGAGGGUUGGAAAAACCACAACACCCUCUGACCUAGCGAGUGCUGACCAAGUGGUAAAACAUCACUCAUAAUUUCCAUGUGAGGGUUGGUCGGUCAGCACCACUACAUAGAGUCAACCAACAUAGAACCUGCUUUACUACAUUUUGUAAAAUCGAUGAAUUUGUGAUAUCUGUAAUUUUGUAUACAGUGGGGAAAAAAAGUAUUUAGUCAGCCACCAAUUGUGCAAGUUCUCCCACUUAAAAAGAUGAGAGAGGCCUGUAAUUUUCAUCAUAGGUACACGUCAACUAUGACAGAGAAAUUGAGAAAAGAAAAUCCAGAAAAUCACAUUGUAGGAUUUUUAAUGAAUUUAUUUGCAAAUUAUGGUGGAAAAUAAGUAUUUGGUCACCAACAAACAAGCAAGAUUUCUGGCUCUCAAAGACCUGUAACUUCUUCUUUAAGAGGCUCCUCUGUCCUCCACUCGUUCCCUGUAUUAAUGGCACCUGUUUGAACUUGUUAUCAGUAUAAAAGACACCUGUCCACAACCUCAAACAGUCACACUCCAAACUCCACUAUGGCCAAGACCAAAGAGCUGUCAAAGGACACCAGAAACAAAAUUGUAGACCUGCACCAGGCUGGGAAGACUGAAUCUGCAAUAGGUAAGCAGCUUGGUUUGAAUAAAUCAACUGUGGGAGCAAUUAUUAGGAAAUGGAAGACAUACAAGACCACUGAUAAUCUCCCUCGAUCUGGGGCUCCACGCAAGAUCUCACCCCGUGGGGUCAAAAUGAUCACAAGAACAGUGAGCAAAUAUCCCAGAACCACACGGGGGGACUUAGUGAAUGACCUGCAGAGAGCUGGUACCAAAGUAAUAAAGCCUACCAUCAGUAACACACUACGCCGCCAGGGACUCAAAUCCUGCAGUGCCGACGUGUCCCCCUGCUUAAGCCAGUACAUGUCCAGGCCCGUCUGAAGUUUGCUAGAGUGCAUUUGGAUGAUCCAGAAGAGGAUUGGGAGAAUGUCAUAUGGUCAGAUGAAACCAAAAUAUAACUUUUUGGUAAAAACUCAACUCGUCGUGUUUGGAGGACAAAGAAUGCUGAGUUGCAUCCAAAGAACACCAUACCUACUGUGAAGCAUGGGGGUGGAAACAUCAUGCUUUGGGGCUGUUUUUCUGCAAAGGGACCAGGACGACUGAUCCGUGUAAAGGAAAGAAUGAAUGGGGCCAUGUAUCGUGAGAUUUUUAGUGAAAACCUCCUUCCAUCAGCAAGGGCAUUGAAGAUGAAACGUGGCUGGGUCUUUCAGCAUGACAAUGAUCCCAAACACACCGCCCGGGCAACGAAGGAGUGGCUUCGUAAGAAGCAUUUCAAGGUCCUGGAGUGGCCUAGCCAGUCUCCAGAUCUCAACCCCAUAGAAAAUCUUUGGAGGGAGUUGAAAGUCCGUGUUGCCCAGCGACAGCCCCAAAACAUCACUGCUCUAGAGGAGAUCUGCAUGGAGGAAUGGGCCAAAAUACCAUUAACAGUGUGUGAAAACCUUGUGAAGACUUACAGAAAACGUUUGACCUGUGUCAUUGCCAACAAAUGGGAUAUAACAAAGUAUUAAGAAACUUUUGUUAUUGACCAAAUACUUAUUUUCCACCAUAAUUUGCAAAUAAAUUCAUUAAUAAUCCUACAAUGGGAUUUUCUGGAUUUUUGUUUCUCAUUUUGUCUGUCAUAGUUGACGUGUACCUAUGAUGAAAAUUACAGGCCUCUCUCAUCUUUUUAAGUGGGAGAACUUGCACAAUUGGUGGCUGACUAAAUACUUUUUUCCCCCACUGUAUAUCUAUUAUUAUUUUUUGUGACCUUUUCAUCAGAAGUUUCCCAAGAAAGAACUCUAUCCGAACGGGAAGGAUAUUUUUUGGGAUAGCAUGAAGGGUUUCUCAGUUCCCAGUCACCUGAUCAGCUAUGCUGGAGUGGUCUUUUGUCAGACACACAUACACAACGAGACCUACAAAUCACCUCUCUACAUUGUUGCUGUUGUUGGUAAGUGGGUUAGGUUUUAGUUUAGUGUAUGAAUCCUGUUUGAUCCCCUCUAUGCAUCACUUAACUUGCCAAGGUCUCAUUCAAAGUGUCAAUGUAAGUUUGUGUUUAUUUGUGUUUACAUAACUUAAUGCAUGUGUGUGUUUAUCUAAGUGUAUUGUCUGCAUGCAUGUACCCUGUGUGUGUUUGUGAGUCUCAGGUGAACAAUAGUCUGCUCACCGCUCCGCUGUGUCUCCCCUCCCUUCUUCGCAGGAUAUAAGAUCCAUAACCUCACCCUGACGCCGGCACAUGAGAGGCUGUCUGUGGGGGAGAGACUGGUGCUCAACUGCACUGCCAACACAGAGCUCAACGUUGCCAUUGACUUCACCUGGACACACCCUCUCAGCCUGGUCAGUAUCCUGCAUUGCCCACCCUUAUAGACCGACUGUGAUCACUAAAUUAACAUGAAAUCACUGACUUAGGCUUUAUUGACAGACAUGUUACUCAUCACACUGCUUUCAGGAACUUUUUUUAAAAACACAACUUCAGUUCAAGGCUGCCCUUAUAUAAUUCAUGGUAUCAUCUUCUCAUGUACACUUAGGGGAGACUGGGGUAGGUUGCGACAAAUGGGUUAAGUUGAGCCACCCUUGUUUUUAGGAAACUGUCACGAUCGUCGAACACAGAGGACCAAGGCGCAGCGUGGAAUACGAACAUACUUUUAUUUUUAAUGAUCGCACGAAACAAAACAACAAACGAUACGAAAUGUGAAGUCCUUGGUUACAAUACAAACCAUACGGAACAAGAUCCCACAAACACUGUGGCAAAACAGGCUACCUAAGUAUGGUUCCCAAUCAGAGACAACAAGCAACAGCUGAUUCACGUUGCCUCUGAUUGAGAACCACACCGGCCAACAUAGAAACAAAUGAACUAGAUAAACUCCCUAGCACACAAAACACAUAGAAACCACACACCCUGGCUCAACAUAACAGAGUCCCAGAGCCAGGGCGUGACAGUACCCCCCCCCCAAAGGCGCGGACUGCGACGGCGCCAAACAUAAACCGAACAGGGGAGGGCCGGGUGGGCAUUCCUCCUCGGAGGCGGUUCCGGCUCCGGGCUUGACCCCCACCCUCCAACAAACCCCCAAAAGCGCCCCUGGUCCGAUCUGGCCCUGCUGGCCGGAGCUGGACUGAACACUGGUGGAGUGGAUUGCUCUAGCUCCGGAGUGGAGCAGCUGACCGGUGCCAGACCAGGCACCGGUGGAACAGGCACGGGCUGUGCCGGACUGACGACGCGCACCACAGGCUUGGUGCGGGGAGCAGGGACGGGCCGGACCGGGCUGACGACGCGCACCAUUGGCUUGGUGCGGGGAGCAGGGACGGGCCGAACCGGGCUGACGAAGCGCACCACUGGCUUGGUGCGGGGAGCAGGAACAGGCCGGACCGGGCUGACGACGCGCACCAUUGGCUUGGUGCGGGGAGCAGGGACGGGCCGAACCGGGCUGACGAAGCGCACCACUGGCUUGGUGCGGGGAGCAGGAACAGGCCGGACCGGGCUGACGACGCGCACCACAGGCUUGGUGCGGGGAGCAGGGACGGGCCGAACCAGGCUGACGAAGCGCACCACUGGCUUGGUGCGGGGAGCAGGAACAGGCCGGACCGGGCUGACGACGCGCACCACAGGCUUGGUGCGAGGGACAGGAACAAGCCGGACCGUACUGGGGACACACACCACUGGCCCUACGCGGGGAUCAGGAAUGGGCCGGACCGGACUGGCAACACACCCAAGUACCUCUCGCCGUGCCUCUACAUUCUCCUUCCCCCUGGUGACCAGUGACUCCCGUAACCUGGCGGCCUCCUUUGCCAACCCGCUGAACCACUCUAUCCCGGCCUCCUGCUGCCCCGUCGUCCACGGCGUGAGCCCCUCCCUAAAAAAUUUCUGGGCGUCUCUCCUCCCCGUGGGCCAGGCCUCCAUGGCUCUCGCCAGACUCUCGCUCCUCUGCUCCCAAGUCCAGCCUCUCUCCUCCUCCCGCGGCUUGACCCAGUCAAGGUUGAUGUCCUUUAGAGCCCUCUCUGGCGUUGGCUCCUGGACACGCUGCUUGGUCCGGUUAUGGUGGGAUCUUCUGUCACGAUCGUCGAACACAGAGGACCAGGGGCGCUAUGGGGGGUUUGUUGGAGGGUGGGAUCUUGUUCCGUAUGGUUUGUAUUGUAACCAAGGACUUCACGUUUCGUAUCGUUAAAAAUAAAAGUAUGUUCGCAUUCCACGCUGCGCCUUGGUCCUCUGUGUUCGACGAUCGUGACAGAAACAAACACAAAAUUAAUCAUUUGAUCAAAUAUUUAGGAAGAGGUCAUCAUUUCAUGGAGUCUGUGAAGGAAGAAACCACAUGGAAAAAGUGGUAAGCAAGUUAGAUAAAAGACAAAUACAUUUAUUGUAUUAGAGGUUUCAUGAUGCUUGUAUCUAAACCAAAGUAGAUAAUUGUAAGAUUGUUCUAUACAACAGUUGGGGUCUCUAUAAGCUUCAAUAUGAGGUCCUAAACCUAGCAUGAAAGUGCAUCCUUGUAGCUGUGUGGGCUAAUAUAGUCUAAAUGUUUGCCUUGGGGUAAGUUGAGCCAAUGGUUGAGCCAAUGGCAAGUUGAGCAAAUUGAGGUGUUUUCUUCCCAGAAGUAAUGCAAGGCAUUAGUGCUGGGAUAUGAGGUAACAACAGGGCUUGGCCUAUGUUAAAAGUGUUUUAAAAAGUACAAAGUAUUUGUUUGGUGUUACGCCUGUGUUAAAAUAUGUUAAAAAUGAUUAAAAGACAAAAAAGCGAUUGUGAUUGUGAAAUGUGUAGGCAGCUUAACUUACCCUGUCUCGCGGCUUAAUUUACCCCAUACCCGGACAAGCUAUAUUUUCAAAACUGUAAUGUUUACAUGAAUUCAUACUAUUUCCAGGGAUACACAACAUCCUGAAAUAUAUAUAGAUAUCUUUGUUAGAAAGAAUACUAUAUUUCCCUUGACAGAGUGAUGCUGAAUGUAGAAAAUUGCUCAACUUACCCACUCUCCCCUAUACCAGUCUUUAGGUUGAUUUAUGGAGCUCUUAUCCCCUCGCUCUCCCUUCUGCCCCUCUUGCAGGCCCCAGUGAAUGGCUCUGUGCGGGCCUACACCACGUCACACAAGAAGAAGCUGUGGAACCAUCUAGAGCUUUCCAAUAAACUAAUAGUGGAGAAUGUGACUGUCAACUACACAGGAGAAUACAAAUGCACAGCCUCCAGUGGACAAAUGGUCAAAAGUGCAUCUACAUCUCUCAUGGUCUAUGGUAGGUACACCAGGUUCUUAGUGAUUUAAGCCUCGUCAGUUGUCCAAGGUACAUAGUCCGGAGGUUUUGCAGAGAGUUUGCGGAUAUCCUCUUGUUGGUUUAGAUUGAAUAUUUCCCCUGCUCAGUUUUUUUGGCACAAUAAUCCAUUAUGUUAUUUUGUGACAUUGAAUUGUUCUGAUGACGUUUGUGUUGUUUUUGUUGUCAUUAGAAAAGCCUUUUAUUGUUUUCGAUGACCACAAGUGGGUUAAGGUUCUGGGGGUGAACGUUAGCCAGACCACUAAGAUACCAGUCAAGUUCGACGCCUACCCAGAACCUACAGUCAGAUGGUAUGUUGAUCAUGUACAGUAAUUAUAUAUAUACUUGCAGUAGUUUGUAUUGUAUUCUAAGUAAUUUAAAUGUAACCUGUCCUUAAUUCUGCAGGUACAAGAAUGGCCAGCUUAUCAGUAAGGAUGACUAUCGAUUUAAACCUGCCAGGGACUCUCUCACAAUCCUUGAAAUUACUGAGAACGAUGCUGGGAAUUACACCGUGGUCUUGACCAAUAAGAUAAGAAAAGAAGAGAAGAGUCGCUCUGUCCAGGUCUUGGUCAAUGGUAUGUACCUCCUCUCUACCAUUCCUCUCUCACUACUCUCUCCAGUUUUCUCUUCCUCUCCCCUCUCUCUCUUCCCUCCCCUUUGUCCUAUAAUUUCCCCCUCUCUUUCUCCUUUAUACUGUACCUCUGUCUUAGACUUAAAUUGUGAUGUGACCAUUGCCUCGUUCAUACUGCUCUUAGCCCAGGGCCAUGUGGAGUUUGCACCUGUCAAGUCUUGGUUCAUGUCUCCUCAGUCCGUCCCCAUAUCAUUGAGAAGGGGGUUGCCAUGGACAUGGAUGUCCACAUGUAUGGCAGCAGCCCCACCCUCAGGUGCACCGCCCGUGGAAUCCCCACCCCCACACACAUCCAAUGGCAGUGGAUGUCCAGAGAGGACUGCCCAAUCAUCUUCCAGUAAGUCUCACAUUCACUGUGUGUGUGUAUGUUCGUGCGCGUGUGUGUAACCUCACCCUGAUGCUCCUCAGAUGGUCAUUGUCAACAGGUUGUUGAUUCUGUGGAGGAAAUACAGCAUUCUAGAUGUUGAUGAAAGCAUUAACAGAGUCAAUGAGUGUGCCCUCUGACUUGCAUCAGAUAAGUGGAUGUGCUUCAUACUUCUCACAGUAAGUUGUGUGCAUAGACUGAGAAAAACAUGAAGACCAAGCUUAUCUUUGUGUGUUUGUAUGAUGUUGUAUGUGUUUUCCAUAUGAUCCCAGUAUUAUCUAUGGAUUAUGUUUAGCCUUGUAUUCAAGAGAACUUUGAUGAUUAAGUCUCUUAGGAAGAUUGUGAUUGGGUAAAGCUGGGGCUUUAGAAUGGGUUGUGAUUAGUGAAUGGGCCCCUCAGGUAUGCAGUAAUGUGAGGAUUGUUGAUAGAGUGGUUGGAGUGUAUGGUCCAGUCCACUGCACAUACCAUCAGUAAGGCCUUAUCUUCAGCCUGCACAUCCAAGCACUUCCUCAGUCCUGGUCAGGGUUUCCUGUUGUUCCCAUUGCAAUACUCUGUCUAAAGGCUUCUUCCUGUGAAACCCCAUCUCUACCUCCUCGUCUUCCCUCAAUCCUUCACUACCACCACUCCAUCACUCCAAUCAUCUCUAGCUCCCCGUUUUACAUUUACAUGUUCCCUCUCCACUCUACCACUCUACCACUCUCUCUCUCUCUAUCUCUCUCUCUCUCUCUCUCUCUCUCUUUGUCUCUCUCUCUCUCUCUCUUUGUCUCUCUCUCUCUCUCUCUCUCUCUCUCUCUCUUUGUCUCUCUCUCUCUCUCCCUCUAUUUCUAUGCUACUCUUUUCUCCUGCUCCUUUGCUUGCGUUCUGGUCGCUACUGUAGUGGUGUGUUUGUUGACGGUCCUACCCACUCCAGUCUGUAAAUAAAUGACAUAACCUCUCCUGAAAUAACCAUCUCCCAGCUGAGAACAGGGACCAAUAAACCCAUAGACCAGGGACCUACAUAUUAUAUUUAUAAAGAUCAUAGUUGUCUUUUUACAUUUGUGUGUGCAUGUUUAUUUGUGUUUGUGUAUGUACGGUGCUGUGCUUAUAUGGAUCUUCUGUGUCUGAUUAUAGCAGUGUGUCAGUUGAGUGAUCUUGGUUUUGUCCUGCAGGUCAGGAGUGGUGAACUCUGGGGUCAAGCUGGAGGGCUGUACCAAAUGGAGGGACAUCAGCAAUACCACAGGGCAGGAGAAUCCUAUCGAUCGAAUUAGCACUAACACAGAUCACUUACACAAGGUCAAGACCAUUCCUUCCUCUCUAAGUGAUCGCAGUCAUUUAUGAUAUCAAUUAAUCAGUAAAAUAACAGUAAAGCUCAUGUUUGUCUGCAGACUGUGAGUUCUCUAAAGAUCCAGAAAGCCAAGGUCCACGCCCUCUACAGAUGCUUGACUUCUAACAAAGCAGGACAAGAUUCACGAAACAUCCUUUUCCAUGUGACACGUAAGCUUCUUUUUAUGUUUCUUCUGUUCUUUUUGUUUGUGUUCAUUGGUGCAUCAUGCACAGGCCGUGCACAGACCUUUGGAGGGGCAGGUGCUCAAAGUGAACCCCCGCCCCCUAAUUAUCCAAUUGUCCUGUAGCCACAUUUCUGCAUACAUAUCUUUUAGCAUAGGCCUUUAUUUCCUUCAAAAUCACACUCAUCAAGCUAGCUAGCUAUGCUGUUGAAACAAUCUAAAUUAGCUAGUUUGAAGGGCAAUUCAUAGACUAAAAGUGAAAUAAAAAUGUAAUUAUAAAAAAACGCAUCCAAUCUGAAAGUGCACUUUUCUAAUAGGAGGGCAAAAGGGCAGGUGCUCAGGCACCCUUAGACCUCUAUCUGUGCACGUGCCUGAUCAUGCAUUAGAACACCUCAUGAUUGUGUGUGUGUGCGUGUGUGCAUGAUUGUUGGCUCUACAGGUGGUCUGGAGCUGAGUGUGUCUCCGUCCCAGCAGCCCAUUGAGCAGGACCAGGUGGUUCUGAGGUGUAAGGCAGACAGGCUGUUUUAUGGAAACCUAGCCUGGUUCCGUGUGGGGAAUGUGUCUGACCCAGAGCAGGUCCCAGCCGUGCAGCCCUGUCAGGCACUGUUCCUGUCCCAGGGGCCCCUAUCCCAGGCUGUCCUGUCUGGCCUGCAGGGCACCAACGUCACCCUGGAGCUGCCCCUGACCAACGUGUCUCGGGGGGACGAGGGGGUGUACGCCUGCCAGGUGGAGAACAUCAAGACUCGGGAGAGGACCUGUCUCCUCCGACACCUCACCCUCAGAGGUCUGUACCUGGACCAUAUUUAUCAGUCAACUCCUCCACAAUCACUUGGACCACUCUAACAGGCCCUUAACCAAGGUUCUCUCAUGGGCACCGCAUCUUUCCAGAUCUAGUCUAGUGUUUGGGAGAAUCUUUAGAGUCUUUUCUCCUUGUUUUUGUAGCUCUCGAGGCUGCGAGGAUCCUGAACAAUUUGACAGACCAGAGAGUGAACGUCAGUGCGACGACCAUGCUAAUAUGUGAGGUGACCGGGACACCCACCCCGACCGUGAUGUGGACCAAACACAACCAAACAGUGGUGGAGGGCUCAGGUAAGGGCAUGACCCAAUGGUUAAUAAUACCACUUCUACUUUGUGUUACGUAAAGUACGAUACUGGUAUUAAUGCCAUGGUCUCUUUUUGCCACAGGUGUGAUUCUGAGCCGAUUGAACCGUACCCUGACCAUCCAGCGUGUGAAGAAGGAGGACAGUGGUCUGUAUACUUGUACUGCCUGUAACAGCCGUGGCUGCGACGCAUCUCAGGCCUACCUAAUCACUGAAGGUCAGUGACCGCACUACGGGAAACUGAAUCACAGCACCACAGGACAGGAAACACCACUAAUCACCCUGCAGACAUGAUGCAGUAUUACAGAAUGCCUGUAUGUUCUGUUCUCUGGUGGUGUAACCAUAACCAAAAGAUGGCACAGCCAUAACCAAAGAGGGAUUCAUACCACAAUGAAUAUGUUAAGUUUUAACAUGAUGUCUUACCCAUAAACUCAGUCUUACCCAAAAUGUCCUAUAUAGCUAGGCCAUUCAUUCAUUUAUUGAUUUAUUUAUAGCUGGCCUCAAGGUUUCCCUGAUUCACUUCCCACUUAAGACAUUUUGUUAUAUCAAAGAUGAAGUGUAUAAAUAGCUAUUCCUCCGCGGGGCAGGAAGCGGGCCCGGUUAGAGCACAUCCUCCUGGGAGUUUCAGAAUACAAAACAAUCAGAAGCCCAGCGAGGACAAAGGGAGAGGCCAGCCCUGGCCCCCUGCUCCAGCUCCCCUCUCCCCCUGUUCUUUUAGAACACUGAGACACAGCAACAAACAAACAGACGUGCAGAGAGUGAGCAGCCUGGGCCUACGUGACCCGGGCCCCGCCACAGGCCAGUGGCCACUUGCCCGUCACCCAGUCAGAGCUCAGGGUCUCUCAGGCGCCAGACAGCGAGCCUCACUAACGAGUCAGGACAGAGGACAGAGGCUGCCUCAGCUCACUAACGAGAAGUUCAUCUUAUACGUGGGCGGAGGACGAGAGAGGGAUAUUGGGAGAACAAGAUAGAGAGAAAAUGGGAUAGAGAUGGAAAGAGAGAGAAGGUGUACGGAUGGCAAUGUUAACGAUGGGGUAGAUCAUUAGAGUUCUACAGCUUGUAGUCACAGAUUUCUGGUGUAAUGACAGUUUUUUCCUAGGUUGACUUUGGUCAGAGUGGUGCUGACCCCAGAACAUUUGUUAUGACUAGAUAGAAUAGCAGGUCUGCUCACAGCCUGAAUUCCAACAGUGGCCUUCCUCCAAUACAAACACGCACACAGACACACAGGUUUCCUGAAACCGUGUUCCUCCUAGCUUGGUACUAGGCAAAUACUCAAAAUUCCAAACUGACAGAGACAAUCUAUUUCAAAAGAAAAAACACAGAACUAUGAAAAUUGUAAAUGAAAUACAAUUUUGUCAAGUCAUUGACAUUAGAUCUGACUGACAUGCUGAAAGCUGUCUGUUAUGAAAUAGUUUUAGAAAAAUAUGUUCUGGCUGACAUACAGUGGGGAGAACAAGUAUUUGAUACACUGCCGAUUUUGCAGGUUUUCCUACUUACAAAGCAUGUAGAGGUCUGUAAUUUUUAUCAUAGGUACACAUUAACUGUGAGAGACGGAAUCUAAAACAAAAAUCCAGAAAAUCACAUUGUAUGAUUUUUAAGUAAUUAAUUUGCAUUUUAUUGCAUGACAUAAGUAUUUGAUUCAUCAGAAAAGCAGAACUUAAUAUUUGGUACAGAAACCUUUGUUUGCAAUUACAGAGAUCAUACGUUUCCUGUAGGUCUUGACCAGGUUUGCACACACUGCAGCAGGGAUUUUGGCCCACUCCUCCAUACCUUCUCCAGAUCCUUCAGGUUUUGGGGCUGUCGCUGGGCAAUACGGACUUUCAGCUCCCUCCAAAGAUUUUCUAUUGGGUUCAGGUCUGGAGACUGGCUAGGCCACUCCAGGACCUUGAGAUUCUUCCUACGGAGCCACUCCUUAGUUGCCCUGGCUGUGUGUUUCGGGUCGUUGUCAUGCUGGAAGACCCAGCCACGACCCAUCUUCAAUGCUCUUACUGAGGGAAGGAGGUUGUUGGCCAAGAUCUCGCGAUACAUGGCCCCAUCCAUCCUCCCCUCAAUACGGUGCAGUCGUCCUGUCCCCUUUGCAGAAAAGCAUCCCCAAAGAAUGAUGUUUCCACCUCCAUGCUUCACGGUUGGGAUGGUGUUCCUGGGGUUGUACUCAUCCUUCUUCUUCCUCCAAACACGGCGAGUGGAGUUUAGACCAAAAAGCUCUAUUUUUGUCUCAUCAGACCACAUGACCUUCUCCCAUUCCUCCUCUGGAUCAUCCAGAUGGUCAUUGGCAAACUUCAGAUGGGCCUGGACAUGCACUGGCUUGAGCAGGGGGAACUUGCGUGCGCUGCAGGAUUUUAAUCCAUGACGGCGUAGUGUGUUACUAAUGGUUUUCUUUGAGACUGUGGUCCCAGCUCUCUUCAGGUCAUUGACCAGGUCCUGCCGUGUAGUUCUGGGCUGAUCCCUCACCUUCCUCAUGAUCAUUGAUGCCCCACGAGGUGAGAUCUUGCAUGGAGCCCCAGACCGAGGGUGAUUGACCGUCAUCUUGAACUUCUUCCAUUUUCUAAUAAUUGCGCCAACAGUUGUUGCCUUCUCACCAAGCUGUAGCCCAUCCCAGCCUUGUGCAGGUCUACAAUUUUAUCCCUGAUGUCCUUACACAGCUCUCUGGUCUUGGCCAUUGUGGAGAGGUUGGAGUCUGUUUGAUUGAGUGUGUGGACAGGUGUCUUUUAUACAGGUAACGAGUUCAAACAGGUGCAGUUAAUACAGGUAAUGAGUGGAGAACAGGAGGGCUUCUUAACAGGUCUGUGAGAGCCGGAAUUCUUACUGGUUGGUAGGUGAUCAAAUACUUAUGUCAUGCAAUAAAAUACAAAUUAAUUACUCAAAAAUCAUACAAUGUGAUUUUCUGGAUUUUGUUUUAGAUUCCGUCUCUCACAGUUGAAGUGUACCUAUGAUAAAAAAUUACAGAUCUCUAUAUGCUUUGUAAGUAGGAAAACCUGCAAAAUCGGCAGUGUAUCAAAUACUUGUUCUCCCCACUGUACUUACAUAAUGAUUGAAUAAUGAAGAGAUAAAUACCCUUGUACAGUGUACUGUAGUUCAUAUACUGUCAUUGAUCUCACUCUGGUUAUUGUAUUGAUUAUAGGAACGGAGGAGAAGACUAAUGUGGAGCUGAUUGUUCCAAUUGGCUCUGUGGUCAUCGCCAUGUUCUUCUGGCUACUCAUCGUCUUCGUCAUCCGCAGCAAGAAAAGAGUAAGACUACCCUUCUCCUCUUCCCCAGAACCUUUCACUCGUUUUCACAAUCCUGCCACACACUACCCCACACACACUAUGCUACACACACAGUGGGCUGGGUCUGACAGAUGAGAAGUGACUGGUCUAGCUCUGUGUCCACACUCCUUUGUAUUAGGGAACAACAGAGCCUCAUUCUGCUGCCAGAAGUCACAUAGCCCUCCCUCCGUCACUGGCCUGGCCUGGCAUGGCCUCUCACUGAUGGGCCAGAGAAGAAACUGAAAGGGGACUGAGGAGACUAACACAUGACACAUGACAAAAAACUCCAAUAGUGAAACACAUGAGGGGGACUGCCAUGGGUGGAAGAGCACGGUUGGUCAUUAUUGUGAAUAUUCAUGUCUGUUUUCUCUCUCUCACUCCCUUCUCUCUCUCUCUAGCCAAAUAAUGGGGAUAUGAAGACAGGUUACCUGUCCAUCAUCCUGGACUCUGAGGACAUGCCCAUGGACGAGCACUGUGAGAGGCUCACAUACGAUGCCAACAAGUGGGAGUUCCCUUGUGACAGGCUGAAGCUAGGUGAGACUUUCAGAUCCUUAUAGGUCAAGGUUCUGUGAGAAAGAGAUGUUAUACACACAUUAAGUGAGACUUAAGUUUUAUAUCCACUGUCUGAAAUGAUACAUGGUGUGUUUAAAGGGGACCAAUUGGGGCAAGGAGCUUUUGGACAGGUAGUAGAGGCAGCUGCCUUUGGCAUAGAGAAGGCCAGUACCUGCACCACAGUGGCAGUCAAGAUGCUGAAAGGUGAGUGCAACUCCUUCUCAUCCCCUACACACAUGCAAGCAACACACACACACACACACACACACACACACACACUGAAUGAGCUGAUUGAGUGUUAUCUCUGUCCAACACAGAGGGAGCCACCUCCAGUGAGUACCGUGCGCUGAUGUCAGAGCUGAAGAUCCUCAUCCACAUCGGCCACCAUCUCAAUGUGGUCAACCUGCUGGGGGCCUGCACCAAACCAGGGAGUGAGUCAUUACAUUAUGAACACACACUAACACAUUUCAUAUUUCACAUAUUUAAUAUUUCACUUUCCCCAUGCCAAUAUCCUCCACCUUUCUUUUUUAUUUCUUUUUCUCUCUGGCCAAUUCUGGUUCUACCUUUCUUGGCCCCCCUUCCUCCUCCUCGUCCACUUGUGUUCUGCACAUUGUGUUCAUCAGGAAGUAUCUACUUUGUUAGCGGUGAGAGGCGGAGUUUAACAAGCAUGCUCUGUCUGUCCUAAUUGUAUAUCUCCUCAACCCCAGAGAGGAGGCCAUGUUCCGGCAAUUGGAGAAGAGGGCCUCUGUUUCCAUGUCCUCUCUCUCUUUCUCACUUCUUCGCUUUCCACACAAACAUUCUACAGUGCUACAAUAAAGUGAUGAUCUUCCUCUGAUGUUUAACAUUUUCUCCCUCCAUCUCCCUUCGUCCCUCCCUCUCCCCUCAGGUCCAUUGAUGGUGAUUGUGGAGUACUGUAAAAACGGCAACCUUUCCAGCUACUUAAAAAGCAAGCGUGGAGAGUACAGCCCCUUCAAGGUAAAUGUGCCGUGCCCCAGCUACAAUAGCCUGUAAAGCCCCGCCAGCCUCUGAUAUGGUUACACUGGUCCCAGACCAUUACACAACUGUUCUCCACGACACUCUCACAUUGUCUGCCUGAUCCGCUGAACUGCCAGCUUCCAUUUUAUGUUGUAUUGUUAGGGCCAGGAGUUUUCCAGCCCAGUUUUUCAAUUGGAUUUUUGGUCCUUGAUCCUUUGAUAUGCAAUUUCUCCAUGGUAACAGAGGAGGAGGCCGCGGUCUAAUCAGUUGGAGCGGAUGGGGGAGGACGUGACUGAGGGGGACCUGGGUUUGGGGACCAGCACCCACCUGGAUAUCUGCACUGGGACAGCAGUCUGCUCCAGACUGGGAGAGGAGAGCGCUGUCAGCCACAUAGAGGAGGAGGAUGGUACUGCAGCUCUAAACCUCCAUACUCACCACAUGCAAAUACUGUACAUAUCACCCAUAUCCACCACUGCGCUGAUCACAAUGUAUACUGUAUGAUGUGAUGAUGUAAACUCACCACUGUAUUUGUUAUGAUAUGUAUGCUUUUACUAAAUGAUCAAUUUAACCCCAUGCAGAGUAUUGUGAGUGGGAGGAGCACCUGACCGUGGAGGACCUGAUCAGCUACAGUUUCCAGGUGGCCAAGGGCAUGGAGUUCCUAUCCUCUCGCAAGUGCAUCCAUCGGGACCUGGCAGCUAGGAACAUCCUGCUCUCAGAGAACAACAUUGUAAAGAUCUGUGACUUUGGUCUGGCCAGAGACGUCUACAAAGAUCCCGACUACGUCCGCAAGGGAGAUGUAAGUUACUAAGAACACAUUAUAAACCAUGCAUUAUAAACCUCAGACACUAAAAGUGGUUAUGACGUCUUAUAAACUGUGCUAUAAAUUGUGAUUCUCUCUACAGGCGCGGCUCCCUCUGAAAUGGAUGGCUCCUGAGACCAUCUUUGACCGGGUCUAUACCACACAGAGUGACGUGUGGUCCUUUGGGGUCCUACUCUGGGAGAUCUUCUCUCUAGGUGAGCCAGGUUACCAACAGUACCGCUGUUGUGUCCUGUGCACGUGACAAACUUUGAUUUGAUUAACCCUAACUGUAACUGAUAAUGUAACGGUUGUUCUCUCUACCACAGGGGCAUCGCCCUACCCUGGUGUUGGUAUUGAUGAGGCCUUCUGCAGGAGGCUGAAGGAAGGGACCAGAAUGAGAGAGCCAGACUACGCCACCACUGAGAUGUGA
This is a messenger RNA of Coregonus sp. 'balchen', 19083 nucleotides long. The record is from the annotation of a GenBank genome assembly. NCBI's taxonomy places the organism in Eukaryota, Metazoa, Chordata, Actinopteri, Salmoniformes, Salmonidae.